CCUCUCUCCCUCCUGGUCGUCUUAUCUCAUAGCUCUACCCACAUGCUGUGCACGAGUCGAGACGUACGAUUAAAAAGACCCAUAAGUCUACUUUGCAGUUUCUGGUUCUUUUCUUCGACAUACCAAUUUUUGUGUAACUGUAAUUUAAACAACUCAUCAAGACCACAGUAGCUUGGACAGACAUACAUCCACAAUGGCAGCUCCAGAGAUCCCAAAGAAAUACAAGGCCGUCAUCUACGAUGAGCCAGGCAAAAUCUCCACCAAAGUCGUCGAGCUCGACACACCAGAGCCAGGUCCAGGCGAGGUCCUCGUGAACCUCACACACUCUGGCGUCUGCCAUUCUGAUCUCGGUGUCAUGACAAACCGCUGGGCAGGUCUCCCAUACCCAACUCAAGCCGGCCAAGUCGGUGGCCACGAGGGAGUCGGCAAAGUCGUCAAACUCGGCCCGGGAGCAGAGAACAGCGCCGUCAAAAUCGGAGACCGCGUAGGAAUUAAAUGGAUUUCCGCCAUUUGUGAUUCUUGCCCAGCUUGUCAUGCAGGACACGAUGGUGUUUGCUUUAAUCAGAAGAUCUCAGGGUACUACACUCCAGGAACAUUUCAGCAAUAUGCUCUUGCGCCAGCGAGCUACGUAACACCAAUCCCCGAAUCCCUCCCCUCGGAUGCCGCCGCUCCCAUGCUCUGCGCCGGUGUAACAGUCUACUCCGCCCUUCGCAAAUCUAGCGCCAAAGCAGGAGACUGGAUCGCUAUUCUCGGAGCAGGAGGUGGUCUCGGACAUUUGGCCACACAAAUUGCCUCGCGGGGUAUGGGAAUCCGAGUCAUUGCCAUUGAUGCCGGCAGCAAGAAAGAUUUGGCCAAAGAUUGUGGAGCAGAGGUCUUCAUUGAUCAUACGCAAGGUAAGGCGGAAGAGGAGGUUAAAGCUGCGACGGGAGGAUUGGGUGUUCAGGCUGUGUUGGUUUUGACUGCUGCUAAUGCGGCUUAUGCGAGCGGCAUGGGCAUGCUCAAGUUCGGCGGUACCCUGGUCUGUGUCGGUCUGCCAGAAGGAGACCUCAAGCCCAUUGCCACAGCUUUCCCACAGUUCCUCGUUGCCAAGGCACAGAAGAUUGUAGGCGUUGCGGUUGGUGAUCGUAAGGAGGCGAUUGAGACAUUGGAGUUUGCGGAGCGAGGAGUGGUGAAGACGCACUUCACUACUGCGAAGCCAGAAGAGUUGACAAGUAUCUUUGAGAGAAUGGACAAGGGAGAGAUUAGUGGACGUGUUGUGCUCGAUCUGUCGUGAGUGGAGAGGGAGGAUAGGUAGUCUAUCUCGCUUUUCGCUUCUCCGGCGGGGUGAGUUCGUAGGACUGCCAUGUACAUACGAGAUUCAACUCGACGGAGGCCGAUCAUGGUUCCGACUAC
Molecule: messenger RNA, 1392 nt
Organism: Cercospora beticola
Lineage: Eukaryota; Fungi; Ascomycota; Dothideomycetes; Mycosphaerellales; Mycosphaerellaceae
Product: zinc-dependent alcohol dehydrogenase
Cellular component (GO): cytoplasm
Molecular function (GO): alcohol dehydrogenase (NAD+) activity; zinc ion binding
Source: RefSeq, a predicted model, not a curated record